AGAAGGGGCCGAUGAGCGGCCCUACGCACAGAAACAAAAAAAGAAUUAUUAUCAAUCAACCAAAAUAUGAUGAAUGUGAGCAAGGUAAAAGCUGUCUGUGUCUGUGUCUGUGUCUGUGUGUCUGUCUCCUGUGUUGGGGGAAGGGUCUGCAGACAUGGUGUUGUUGCAGCUUUUUCUCUCUCCAGGCAAAACCAAUUCACCAAAGUCUGAAGAUUAACGCCUUGGCACUGACAAAGACUGCGGGCGUCGCGGCUUUAUGGGACACAAAUGUGACUGCCGCAGUGAUUUGUGGAGUGCCAUGUUGGAAAAAAGACAGACAGAGAGAGAGAGAGCGCACACAAACACACACUUGUAGGCGCGUCCCCGUGCAUGCGCGCUCCGGCCAUCGCCACGUCCAGCGUGAGCGCGCAGAGGAACUGGCUCCAUGAGUGAGAUUUCUCAAGCUGACCAUGUGUAAAUAAAGCAGCACUGCCCCCGGAACGAGGCGUUACCCCUGCGAGUUUUUCGAUCAAUCACAGGGGACAGUGGCUUCUUUUGAUAAAAAAACCCCAAAUUGUCAUUGGGCAGAUGCAAUCAUGUGACGUGCUGCACGGUCUGAUUCCAACCAUGUCCCCGUGAAGGCGAUAGUUUAUGGCGCACAGGUCUCCACAUACGACUAUAAGCACGUUAGCAGUUUAUGACGAAUAAAACAGCUUCUUAUUUGUUUAUAUAUUUUUUAUUUCUUUUAUGGUUAUUGCUGUUAUCAUCUCUGCCCCCCCUCUGACAUCAGCGGGACCAGGAGACGCAGGAGGAGGAGGAUGAAUUACGAAUUUGGGCGAGAGAGCGGUUUCAUCAACAGCCAGCCGUCGCUCGCUGAGUGCCUGACAUCUCUCACUAACCCUGUCGGUGAUGCAUUUCAGAGUUCAUCAAUCAAGAGCUCGACGCUUCCACGGUCCACGCCGAUUCCUCCUCCUCCUCCUCCUCUUCCUCCUCCUCUCCCUGGCUUUGAGCACACCAUCCCCGGCCUGAGCCCGGGCGUCCACCCGCGGCACAGCCGCUCCAGGCUGCAGGCUCUGAGGGGCUGCAGCCCGCUGCGCACCGCGUCCCUGCCGCCGGAGUACCCGUGGAUGAAGGAGAAGAAGAGCAUCAAGAGAAGCCCGGCUGCUCCUGGGUCUCCUACUGCUGCCACCUCCUCCUCCUCCUCUUCAACUCCUACUUCUACCUCUACGGCGGCUGCUGGUGCUGCUGACUCCUCUCCAGUCUACUUCUCACCCCAAGGUUCCCCAGAGACGGCCGAGGGAGCAUCCCGGAGGCUGAGGACUGCCUACACCAACACGCAGCUCCUGGAGCUGGAGAAGGAGUUUCACUUCAACAAAUACCUGUGCAGACCCAGGCGGGUGGAGAUAGCGGCGUUGCUGGAUUUAACGGAGAAGCAGGUGAAAGUGUGGUUUCAGAACAGGAGGAUGAAGCACAAGAGGCAGACCCACUGCAAGGAGAACCGGGACAGCGAGGGCAAGUACGCCUGCGUGGUGGACGAGGCGGCGGAGGACGAGUGUGGGCAGACGGAGGACGGCGGCGCGGGAGGGAGGCUCCCGGAGAGCCAGAGGUAUUUCCAGCAGUGUCAGAACGGAGACAAUGCCGAGGAGCACAGGCCCCUGAACAGCAAUGAGAAAAAUCUGAAACAUUUUCCGAACGCGGCUCCUACUGUUCCAAUCUGCGCCCCAACAAUGGGCCCGGACAAUGAGGACGGGUCCGCGGGCCUCCACUGUGUCUGUGAGCAGGAGUUCCACGUUUUUUCCUCCUCCUCCUCCUCCUCUCCUUCUUUCUCACCGACUUUUUCAGAUUCCACACAAAGUCCUCUGUCUUUACCGUCCGAGACUUUUGACCUCUUCUCUGAAACCCUCACCACCAUCGACUUCCAGAACCUCACCUACUGACAAACACUUUUGUUUUUCUUUUUCUUUUCUUUUUUUUUUUAAAGUUCGGAGCCUCGUCCUCCACCAGUGUAGUCUCUCUUAGCAUCGGGUGGAUUUGAUUUUUUAAUACAUCUACAACAAGGAGGUAAGUUAAAGCAGAGAAAAGGACGACAUUUUCCAGAGGACAUUUUGACGUUUAUUUUUAUAUGGAGCUGAGCAGAGUAUAUUUCUGUAAAUAAAAGUUCAUACUGAGUGGAAUCAGAGUCUUGUUUCACAAGUGUGGAGAUGUUUUUGAAAAAAAAAAAAACUUGAGCAAUAACAUUUAAAAAAGAAAAUCCAAAUAUAUUAUUUUCAAAAUAAAAUAACCUCAGAGCUAUAAUUCUAAUAACUAUAUUUUAUGUUCCGUUGAGAGCUUCUUUUUUUUAAAUUUUUUUAUUUAUGUUGAUUUUUUGCUCCUUCGACUAAAACUCGACGAGACUGAAACCCAACAGCAGAGCAUUUAUCAUGUCCUUCCAGUUAAAUCUUGGUAAACUCCUCGGUGAGAAUCGACUGCUGAGCUGCAGGCCAGGAGCUGUGACUUUUCCUGGCUCUCAAAUUAAAUUUUAUUGCCUAUAAAACUCACAGCAGUGAAGCUGCUUGUUUAUAGCCUGAUGCACGUUGUUACACAAACCCUGUGGAUUAAGAAUCGCUCCUCCGCCAACCUAAUCUUCAGUCAUUUUUAAUUUUAGACCUGUAAUCCCGAAAU
Cynoglossus semilaevis (tongue sole) is the source of this 2640-nucleotide messenger RNA. RefSeq names its product homeobox A2b (gene hoxa2b). The record is from RefSeq and is a predicted model, not a curated record. Gene Ontology annotation, molecular function: DNA-binding transcription factor activity, RNA polymerase II-specific; RNA polymerase II cis-regulatory region sequence-specific DNA binding. Bases 798 to 1916 code for a protein of 372 amino acids. The transcript has 2 exons. Gene Ontology annotation, biological process: regulation of transcription by RNA polymerase II. NCBI's taxonomy places the organism in Eukaryota, Metazoa, Chordata, Actinopteri, Pleuronectiformes, Cynoglossidae. Gene Ontology annotation, cellular component: nucleus.